UUUCCAGUGUAGUGUGGGUAGCUUUGCAAAACUAUUUGUAACCUUGGAGUUUUUGGAUGCUCUCUCUGUUCAAAUAAUUUUUACUGAAGAUUUAAGUGGAUUUUUAGGAUUUUCAGCAGGUUUUCAGUCAAAAUGAAACUGGUUCUUCAAAUUGUCCUUCUCUACUGGAGUUUAUUAACUGUAUUUGUCCUUAAUGUGGAGACAGCAAAACUGGACUUAACUUCAGAAUUGAAAAAAAGGUUAAACACAUGGACCUUGAACAGGGUGAAAAGGGAUUUGAACAGCUUAUCCAGUUCUGAGCUGAAAGGACUGGACACAAACAAGCAGCUGUAUGUCCAACCUGAAGAUGUCAAAGAUUCUUUGACUCCCCAUUCUAGUACUGGUAUCAAUAUCCGUGUGAAGAGGUACAGGAAUUCUGUGAACCACUUCCAGUCCCUGAGGUCAGGAUGCCACCUGGGGACCUGUACAGUCCAUGAGCUGGCCCACCGUCUCUACCAGCUCACAGACAGGGACAAGGACAACACUGCCCCGCUGAACAAAAUAAGCCCCAAAGGUUAUGGGAGGAGAAGGAGAUCAGUGCCAGAACACAAAGUCAUCUUUCAGCUUUUGGGGAGGAAGCUGCAGCCAGUUUGGUCCAGGACCAGCAACCGAGUCGGGAAACUGCAAGAAAUCCUCAAACGGACUUGAGGGGAGCGCAGCGCUUAGCAAAACUGAAACGUUCCAACAAAUUCCAAAAUUCUACAGAUGCCUGAGACUCCCGCCAAGUCCAUUCAGUCACGUUUUUUUUUUGUUUCCAAGGCGGUGGAAAUGUCUUGAGGACUGACUUGUACUGUCAGAAGUGUUUAGCAGACGAGAACCAGGUGGCUAAAACUAACUAGGGUGAAGCUGGGACUUGCCUAUUCGGCACUGCAGUACAAACACUGAUUAACUGUCCAUGGCAAAGGACACAGUCAUAAUCGAUGCCACUGCUGAGGCCGAGGGCAGCCGCUACAGAAGGAAUUCCACUGGAGUAGAUUAAUCUACUUUGCAUGGAAGAUUCAGAAAGUAUUGCUGCUUUCUAAAACACAUUAGAAAAAGGAGAAAUGUGCAUCCAAAUUGCCCCCCCUCCCCCCCCCCCCCACCGAUAAAAUAUAGGUAGUUGUUGUUUUGUAUUAAAGCAUCUUGGGUUUGGACACUGUAUGGUGAAAAAGACUGUUCUUUAGAUUCCCUCAAUGGGGAAUCUUUACAUUAAAAAAAGCCAGUCCAUAAUGGAUUGCAUCAUACUUGAACUUAAUCUUUAUAGAGAAAAGUGCAAUCUAUAUAUUUUAUUGCCUGUGGUGUAUAUAAUGUAUUAAAAUGUCAAUAUUUAAGUGUUAUGUUUCUGUUUCUCGUAACUGUACUUCUGGAGAUAGUUAUUUUUAUACGUGAAUAUGAUAUGUAUAAGGGCAUUGUAGCGUUUUCUUUUUACCAUUUGUUUGUAUUAUGGAUGUCAAGUGCUAAAAACUGGUAGUAAACUUCUCUUUUUUUGUACAUGCUAGACUUGUUAUUAUAAAUUUGUAUAUGUUGUUUAAUCUAUUUUGUCACGUGUAAUAUGGUAAAACAAUAAACAUAUGUGCAUAUA
This is a messenger RNA of Acipenser ruthenus (sterlet), 1600 nucleotides long. Its product is annotated as pro-adrenomedullin-like. Gene Ontology annotation, molecular function: adrenomedullin receptor binding; hormone activity. Gene Ontology annotation, cellular component: extracellular region. The transcript has 4 exons. NCBI's taxonomy places the organism in Eukaryota, Metazoa, Chordata, Actinopteri, Acipenseriformes, Acipenseridae. The record is from RefSeq and is a predicted model, not a curated record. Gene Ontology annotation, biological process: adenylate cyclase-activating G protein-coupled receptor signaling pathway; positive regulation of heart rate; adrenomedullin receptor signaling pathway. Bases 133 to 687 code for a protein of 184 amino acids.